Molecule: messenger RNA, 2145 nt
Organism: Vigna radiata var. radiata (mung bean)
Lineage: Eukaryota; Viridiplantae; Streptophyta; Magnoliopsida; Fabales; Fabaceae
Product: rust resistance kinase Lr10
Exons: 2
Coding region: 86-1936 (616 amino acids)
Biological process (GO): protein phosphorylation
Molecular function (GO): ATP binding; protein kinase activity; polysaccharide binding
Source: RefSeq, a predicted model, not a curated record
AAAUAAUGGAGUCUGUGUUGCUUUAAAUAUCAUUACCUAACUCUGAUUUUUGCACUUCAAUUGAACGAGAAACAGUUGGGACAUCAUGUGGAGAGAGGCAGCAUGGUUGAUGGUACUGCUCCUUCUAUUCCACCAAAUUUGUGCUGCCAAGGACGAUGAAGAACACCUUUGUCCCCCUUCUUCCUGUGGAAAAAUCACCAACAUAAAGAAACCGUUUCGAUUACAAGGCGACCCAGAAAACUGCGGACACAAAAGUUAUGAGCUUGGUUGUGAGAAUAAUGUUACCGUGUUGUAUCUGCUCUCUGCAAAAUAUCAGGUGGAGGCAAUAAACUACAACAACUACACAGUGAGAGUGGUUGAUCCUGCACUUCAACAUCACAAUUGCUCCUCCCUUCCUCUCCAUUCCUUCUCUCGCUCCAAUUUCUCUGAUACUUAUUACAACUACUACUCGGAUCUAUACCAAGCCGGUCUAAGUGCAUAUGACAAUUGGGAAUCUCUGAUUUUCGAGCAUAUAGUGUUUUUGAACUGUAAGCAUUCAGUGAAAGAUAAUAGGAAGUAUGUGGAGAGUGGUGAGUGCGUGAAGUGGGACUCCGAGGGCUAUGCAUAUGCAGUUGGUGGUGACCUAAAAGCUGAGGACUUUGAAGUUGGGUGCGAUGUAAAGCUUGUUGCUCCAACAUCUUUGAGGAGUUUGAAUUACGAUUCCUACACUGCCAUCCACAGGGGACUGGCCUAUGGAUUUGAGAUUUCAUGGGUAAAACUCGCCUGUCAGAAGAUUAUCUGUUCACAGUUUAACACCUACUGCUAUUUCAACAUUAAGAGCCAAAAUCUUGAUUGCGGUGGACAUUGGCAUCUUACUGCUAUGGCAUGGGCUUACAAAAUUUUGUUUGGAUGGCCGUUCUUAAUUGUGGUUUUCAUAUUGAAAUGGAAAAAACGACAUGCAUCAACAUAUGAAAAUAUUGAAAAUUAUCUGGAACAAAAUCACCUGGUGCCUAUUAGAUACUCAUACAAGGAAAUUAAGAAGAUGACUGAAGGUUUCAAAGAGAAGUUAGGUGAAGGAGGAUUUGGUUUCGUGUUUAAGGCAAAGUUGCGGAGUGGACCUUCCGUGGCAAUCAAAAUGUUAGGCAAAUCGAAAGGAAAUGGACAAGAUUUUAUCAAUGAAGUUGCAACCAUUGGAAGAAUACAUCAUCAAAAUGUGGUACAAUUAAUUGGAUUUUGUGUCAGUGGCUCAAAGCGAGCUCUUGUUUAUGAAUUCAUGCCCAAUGGAUCUCUUGAUAAAUUUAUAUUUUCAAGAGAUGAAAAUAUAGAUUUUAGCUAUGAAAAAGUAUACAAGAUAUCUAUUGGAGUAGCUCGUGGAAUUGCCUAUCUCCAUCAUGGAUGUGAGAUGCAGAUUUUGCAUUUUGAUAUCAAACCCCAUAACAUCUUAUUAGAUGAGAAUUUCAUUCCAAAGAUUUCUGACUUUGGAUUAGCAAAGUUAUAUCCAAUAGAUAAUAGCUUCGUCACAAUGACAGCAGCAAGAGGAACCAUUGGAUAUAUGGCUCCAGAAUUGUUUUACAAUAAUAUUGGAGGAAUAUCCCACAAAGCUGAUGUUUAUAGCUUCGGAAUGUUGUUGAUGGAGAUGGCAAGCAAGAGGAAGAAUCUAAAUCCCCAUGCAGAACACUCAAGUCAACUUUAUUUUCCCCUUUGGAUAUAUAAUCAUAUUAGAGAAGAGGAAGAUAUAGAUAUAAAGGAUUUGAGCGAAGAGGAAAAGCUAAUAGUAAAGAAAAUGAUCAUAGUUGCACUUUGGUGUAUACAGUUAAAACCAAAGGAUCGUCCUUCAAUGAAUAAAGUAGUGGAAAUGCUUGAAGGAGACAUUGAAGAUUUGAAAAUACCUCCAAAACUUACUUUAUUUCCUGAUGAUGAAAUGAGUGUAGAGGAUCAAACCGCCAGUUCUAUCUAAACCUACCUUAGUAAUUCGUUACUUUAUAUUUUUUUAUAGACAAUAUUAAUUGUUUUAGUAUUUAUUUAUAAGUGAAGUUGAAUUUAUAAUCUCUCUCACAUUUUUUUUUCUUAAUCUAUCAAACUACAUUUGAUACCAUUCACCAUCCUUUCCAGUUCCCAUCCAAGAAAAAUCCGUUCAGGAAUUAACACAAGGGAGAAAAUAAAAAU